CUUUUAGUAAAGGGCAGAUAUCAAUAUUGUGAACAAUGAAUGUUUAGAAAUGUAUGUGGGAUAUAGUUCUGUCAGUGUAUUCGGCUGAAGCUACAGAAAGUCUAUAUGAUGAUGAAUCCAAAAUGUAGAUUCUCAAUUGUUAUCUUCACAAGUUUCCUUCUGAUGCAAGAAAUCAACUCAUUUGCAAAAGAUGGUAAGUUAGAAGCAAUCACUGCUCUCAAUAUAAUUGGAAAUACUCGUACAGACAUGUGCUCUGCGGCUAAUCUUGACUUAACUCUAGAUUUCACACUGUGGAAUGGAUAUACAAACUUAGCUAUUUAUAAUGCUAAUUACAUGUCGACAAGAAUUUACCAGAACAAAGGAACAUUGGAGUCUAUUCCAGAUUUAACAUUCUUUAAUUUUGCAAGAAAUGUCGUUAUCACGGGAUCACCAAAAGUGUUCAGUUCUGGUCUUGCGUUUGAGCCAGGUGUAUUUUCAAGAUACAAAGAGUUUGCACCUUAUGCUUAUUAUAAACAUGGAGUCAUUCGUCUAUACGAUUUAUCUCUUUCUUAUGUUUACACAUCAGUUGAUUCAGAGUGGUAUUACAAACUAAAGUCAAGAAAGUGGGAUAAUGCAUCGUCAAUUCUAACGGAAAUACACCAGAGGAACGGUAGUACGGACAUGAAAGAUGAGAAUGUUGUGUUGUAUUUUGCACAAAAAGAAGAUGGAUACUGGAGUAAACCUUAUUUUGAUUGUGGGUUUAAUAACAUUUGGUUAGUUACAUUUUCUGUGCCUAUAUUUGGACAAGAUGCCACUGGAAAUCCCGUUUUCAAAGGUAUUGCAUUCAUAGAUAUGAACUUAAAUGAGUCUGAUAUCAAUCAAUGUGACAUUGAUGACGAUGAUGAAUCUGCUGAUAUAUUCCUAAAUGUAUUUAGAGGCACUCACAAAUGUCUUCCCAAUACAAAGUGCGAGUUCCAACCUGGAUUAGGUUUUAGAAAAGGUAGUUACAAUUGUUUGCAGGUGAAUGGAUCCUUUUUCAACAGUGAAGGAAGAUUAUUAGUUAUUCUAUUUGGUAUUGGUUUCCAGAUAUUUUGGACUGCUUGGUGACUGGGGAUAAUCAUGUUUUGUUUAGUUUAAAAUUAAUAUUUGUGUAUUUAAUAGUUAUACUUUUUGUCACGGAUGAGUCUUUUGUAGACGAAACGAGAGUCUAGUGUACACAAUUGUAUACCUAGUAUCUAUGAUGAGUUUAUUUUUCAUGUACUUUGCAUAUAUGCGUCAUGUGAGAAUGACAAGAAACAAAAGGCUUCUAAACAUUUGUCAAAAUUUACUUCUACAUUUGUAGAUUUAGCCAAUAACCUCAUAUGCAGAUGUAAAUUUGUUGAAUAUUUUUGCUAUUUACAAUUUUUUUCUAUCUAUUAAAGUUUCGGCAGAAUGGUUA
Molecule: messenger RNA, 1417 nt
Organism: Mytilus californianus (California mussel)
Lineage: Eukaryota; Metazoa; Mollusca; Bivalvia; Mytilida; Mytilidae
Product: probable G-protein coupled receptor 158
Exons: 6
Coding region: 106-1086 (326 amino acids)
Source: RefSeq, a predicted model, not a curated record